Messenger RNA from Cuscuta campestris, 430 nucleotides. The record is from the annotation of a GenBank genome assembly. NCBI's taxonomy places the organism in Eukaryota, Viridiplantae, Streptophyta, Magnoliopsida, Solanales, Convolvulaceae.
GUUGCUCAACUCACGAAGUUAAAAAUGAACUUGGUGAACACUCCGGAAGAAAGUGAUGAAGAAAAGGAAGAAGUUCAACUAGAAGCUGAUUUUAGUCACACUACUAGAGGAACUGCACCAGAAAAGGGAGCUACUGAUUUUAAGGUUGACAUACCAACCUUUGAAGGAAAGAAUGAUCCGGACGACUUUCUAGAGUGGCUGGAAACAGUUGAGCGUGUCUUUGAUUUCAAAGAUGUGCCCGAAGAUAAGAAAGUCAAGAUUGUGGCGUUGAAGUUCCGAAAGUAUGCGUCCACUUGGUGGUCCAAUCUUUCCACCAAAAGAAGGCGUGAAAACAAGGCUCCGGUGAAAACUUGGUUCAAAAUGCGGAGCUUGUUGAAGAAGAAGUUCUUGCCCGAACAAUACGUACGAGACAACUUUGCUAAGCUUCAAC